AUGGCAGACCGAUACACAUACCUCAAGUACAAGCGUGACGAGAAACAUAUUUUCAAUUGGAUCAUUCAUACUUCUGACCAUAUUAACAAGAGUUUCCCUUCUGAGGCCCCAGUCGCUGCGAACACGACUAAGACGGCCCCCCUGGCAAGACUCAAGUCACUUUCGGCACUUAUUGCGAAACAUAUCAACCCGAUUCCCACCGACAUACUUCGAUUAUUUAAGUCACUCAUCGACGCCAGGAAAGAGACGCAUGAUUUUUUCCUGAGAGUCAAGGGCUUGGAUCUAGAUCCAGACAUCCGAAGAAGCAAUGAGUCACACGAGCAUUGGAUAAAUGGCCUGAUAGACGUUUUCAACGCUCUAGGAGGAGAGACCUGGCAGUCAGGGAGCCAAUUCGAUCCUGACGCACCUAAUGAGGACGAUCGCCAGACGAAAGAAAGGGGAGAAGGUGGAACUGAAGAAAUCGAUGGUGACGCACCUAAUGAAGACAAGGAGCAAAGUAUCUUCGAGAACAAAUUUUCGGCUCUGAGCCUGGAUAGCCAGAUGAAAGAAGGCGGAGAAAGUGGAAAGGAAGAAAGUGAUGAGGGUGCCAACCUUGCCGGAUCUGCCACCCCUGCUGCAUCCAGACGGCGGAAGCGGAAUAAACGAGGGCGCAAGGCGAAGGGCAAAAGAAGGUCGGCCGACACUGGCUCUACCACUUCCGAUCUGCAGGAUGUUCCCCUGGAGAGUUAUCGCAUCAUUGAGGAUGAAUCUGGCAUGGUCACAGACUACUUGAUGGCUGUAUACUCAUUGGCCAGCCAGUUGGUGGAUCUCCGUCAUUACCUACAGGUUGUCUGGCGUUGGGUAGCUUAUCGGGACUUGAACAGUGUUGUUGCUGCAAAUCUAUGCAACGUGGCAAUUGGGAUGAUCAGGGACGCCCAAUCUCAGAUCUUCAUUGAUUUUCCUGACCGCGACUCUUUCCAUACCAUCAUGAAGACUCUCACAGGUGGAGACCCUGAGAAGGCCCAAGGCCAGUUCCGUAUGCGAGUUCCGCGACAAAAGCAGGAUGGAACAGGUGAUAUGUCGCUGGAACUGGAUAUCGACGUGAAGGAACACUUUCUGUUAGACUCCUAUCAGAACCUAUGCGACUUUGUCACCGACUAUCAGGCAACGCGCACCGGCAAGCCUACCAAGGGUAUGCUCAAAAUCAUCCGGAAUUGGGAUCCCAUGUUAGACCUUCAAAGAGCAACCGAAAAGCAGCGCUUGAAGUGGCGCCGAGCGUACACCAUCAAUUGGCUAUACGACUUGGUCAAUGUCUUUUCCUCAGUUGUCGUUCAGCAACAGACACUCGAGGGACAGCACACUCCUCUUGAAACGGUUGAUUGGUCUAGGGACGGACCUUGGAGCGAACAUCGGCGCUUAUUCGGCAUUAACGACUUCGCUGGCGAUAUCACACAUCUCGCAGUACAACAGCCCGGGACAGAUUUUCGGUCAAAGAUCCUUCCUCACCAUGUCUUCCAGCUGCAGUCCAUCGUUGACUCCCUUGCUGUGUCUCGCGGCUGGACAGUUGAUAUCCUCGAGGGCCAUGACCUGAAUGACCCUGCUUCUGAGUUUCGGCCUCGGAGAGAUAUCGAUCUCUUCAUGGGUCGUGAAUCAGAGUCCGGCAAGGGCUUUUGCCAAUCCGUGGAUGUACUGACUAUGAUUUUCGAUCAAAAUCCUAUGCUUGGUGGAGACCAGAACACCGCUUCACUCAAAGAAAAGCUGAUAGCACUUCGACAGGACUUCGUCAACUGGCUCGGGGAAACCAAGAAUACUUAUGGCUUAAAUUCACGGUUUUCUAACACAAACAGCAAUGGCCUAUGGGAAUACUCUCCGUUCCUCUGUGGUGCAGGGCUAUCGGAAGCACUUGAAUUGGCAUACGGCAUGGGUAUGCUUCUCUGGGACAAAGUCCCUGAGCCGAUGUGCGUCCUUCGUCUACACAAAAUGUUGGUCCGGAAACGCCUGAUCAGACGGCCAGUACUUCUGUGGAGUGCCCUCGAGUCUUUUUUCCAGGAUUCGUCUGAAUUUGCCGAGGCCAUCAAUACUCGGAUUGGUGGGCCCAACGCUCAUCGCGGCUCUCCCCGAAAUCGGCCACAAAGGCAACAGCUCUCCCGAAAUGUGACGAAUAUGACCGAACUGUUAGAUCCCAGUGUUAAUCGCUUUUUCAGAACUAAGUCUUUACUGCAAGUCUACCGGGGUGCAAACUGGAUCCCAGAUCGCAUUCCGGAUGAAGACAUCCCCCUUCCCACGUGUCUAGCGUGGAUCCGUUUGACCGAGACUGGGAAAACCAGGGAUCGCGCCACAGGUGAAGUUACCCUAGCAGAUACAGACCUAGUCAGGCGUGCCAGAUCAGGUGGAUUGAGUGACAAAGAGAUCAUCAGAUCAUCAUCAACGUCUAUUCUGUUAGAUCAACCUGAUGUGUCCGAAAUGACGAGCACCUCCCAGCCCACUAUACCCGAGGAAUACCCGUUCGGUCCGGCUGGAGGUCCUAUCAAACACGAUAUUAGCCUUCCUACGUACUUAAACCUUCUCAAGCGCGAUCUCAUCGCGGACGUCUGCGGCAGAAUGAGGCCGCUAUCCAGCCUGAACUACAAUUCGGUCCUCGUGCACUGCUAUUGGAUGUUUUUGAAGAUAGAAGAAAGGCUACAGGCUUGUUACAACCAAACAUGGCAACAGGCUUAUUUAGGGGAAUCCGGAUUGACGCAGCGGGGAUCACUUACCAUGGCAGCUUUGGGAGGGAAAGAUCCGGAGUGUCUGGAAAUCAUUGCAGGCGUAUUUGAGGAGCAAAGACCCGGAUUCAUGGACCAUAUCUACUGGGACACUCUGUUGGACAGUGACGACGAGCGGGAAAUCGUUGCACCUGAGGGCAACAAAGCUCUAAGUUCCUAG
This is a messenger RNA of Penicillium mononematosum, 2904 nucleotides long. RefSeq lists its product as uncharacterized. Lineage: Eukaryota; Fungi; Ascomycota; Eurotiomycetes; Eurotiales; Aspergillaceae. Bases 1 to 2904 code for a protein of 967 amino acids. The record is from RefSeq and is a predicted model, not a curated record. The transcript has a single exon.